This is a messenger RNA of Lactuca sativa (garden lettuce), 516 nucleotides long. Its product is annotated as cytochrome b-c1 complex subunit 9, mitochondrial. The record is from RefSeq and is a predicted model, not a curated record. Gene Ontology annotation, cellular component: respiratory chain complex III. Gene Ontology annotation, biological process: mitochondrial electron transport, ubiquinol to cytochrome c. NCBI's taxonomy places the organism in Eukaryota, Viridiplantae, Streptophyta, Magnoliopsida, Asterales, Asteraceae.
CCUAGACCGGCCAAAACACAAACACCCAACACCAUUUCUGCUCCGAUCCCGUCAACAAGAGGAAGAGAUUACACCAUCGCCAUGAGUUCGGCAGCUCGGAGAACCGGAGGACUAUUCGAAGGACUAUACAAAGUCCUUAUGCGCCGUAAUUCUGUCUACGUCACUUUCGUUAUCGCCGGUGCUUUCGUCGGUGAACGGGCAGUUGACUAUGGAGUUCAUAAACUCUGGGAGAAUAACAAUGUUGGGAAACGGUAUGAGGAUAUUCCUGUUUUGGGACAGAGGCCAACUGAAUGAAGUGGGCAUCAAAUGUGAUUUUUAUUUUGUUCAUCCUAUUUUGGGAUAUUUGAAAGGAUAAAUUGUAUGAAUCUUGAUAAUAAGUGAUGAUAUUUUUUUUGGGACAAACUGGUUGUGGUAUUACCAGAAUUAGAUCUUUCAACUUUGAAGAGAAGGCAAUUCUCAUGAUUUGUUUGAAUUUUGGUCUAAUUAAUUUAUAAAAUUCCUGUUGCAAUUUCUUAA